GCAGGAUUACGGCGGGUGGCUCGGCGGGAAGGGCUGUGGCGAGGCUCGGUUGGCGGCGGGGAGCGGCUCACGGCUUGAGGUUAAACCUUGCCACCUGGAUGACUAAACAUACAGUUCACCUGAGACUGAACCAGAAUUACUGAAUUUAGGUGACUGAAGAUGCUGCUGCUGUGGAAACAGCUGUUCCUGGUAUCAUUUGUUGGCUGUCUUGGAGAUCUUGAAAACUCCAGGACGAAAAUGAGAAGCGCGGUGUCAGUUCGAGAGGGACAGGGAGUCGUGCUGCUCUGCGGACCACCCCCCCGGGCGGGAGAAUUAUCAUUUGCUUGGAUCUUCAAUGAAUAUCCGUCAUUUGUACAAGAGGACAGUCGGCGAUUUGUGUCUCAAGAGACCGGUCACCUCUACAUAGCCAAAGUCGAGCCAUCAGAUGUAGGAAAUUACACCUGUGUUGUAACCAGCACUGUGACCAACAGCCAAGUUCUUGGGUUGCCAACUCCUCUAGUACUACGGACAGACGGUGUGAUGGGAGAAUAUGAACCCAAAAUAGAAGUUCAGUUUCCUGAGACACUUCCUGCAGCUAAAGGCUCAACUGUGAAGCUAGAAUGCUUUGCACUAGGAAACCCUGUGCCUCAGAUUAAAUGGAGAAGAACUGACGGUCUGCCGUUUCCAAGUAAAAUAAAGCUGCGGAAAUCCAACGGCAUGAUUGAAAUACCUAAUUUCCAGCAGGAGGAUGCAGGACUAUAUGAAUGUAUUACUGAAAACUCCAGAGGAAAAAACAUCGCAAGAGGACGUCUCACUUACUAUGCAAAACCUCACUGGAUCCAGAUGAUAAAAGAUACUGAAGUUGCUGUAGAGGACACCUUAUACUGGGAUUGCAGAGCAAGUGGGAAGCCCAAACCAUCGUAUAGGUGGCUGAAGAAUGGAGACCAACUGUCAAUAGAGGGAAGGAUCCAAAUUGAAAAUGGUGCACUUACAAUAUCAAAUCUAAAUCUGACAGAUUCUGGCAGAUACCAAUGCAUAGCUGAAAAUAAACAUGGCGUCAUCUCUUCGAGUGCAGACCUCAGGGUUGUAGCUUCUGCUCCAGAUUUUUCUAAGAAUCCAAUGAAGAAACUGAUCCAGGUUCAAAUAGGCAGCACAGUUACUUUUGAAUGCAAACCCAAAGCUUCCCCUAAGGCCAAAUGCUCCUGGAAGAAGGGAGGUGAGCAGCUACACGAAAAUGAAAGAAUCAUGUUAUUAAAGGAUGGAGAACUAAGAAUAGCCAAUGUGACCAAAGUUGAUGCUGGAAGCUACAUGUGCCUGGCAACAAACCAGUUUGGAACAGCCAGUGGCUCAACAAACUUAAUAGUUACAGAGCCAACAAGGAUUACUUUGGCACCCUCCAACAUGGAUGUCACUGUUGGAGAAAGCGUCAUCUUGCCUUGCCAGGUUCAGCAUGAUCCUAUACUGGACAUCAGCUUCACCUGGUAUUUUAAUGGAACGCUCACCGAUUUCAAGAAAGACGCUUCUCAUUUUGAGAAGGUUGGAGGGAGUGCAUCAGGAGAUUUAAUGAUUAGAAACAUACAGCUGAAACAUAGUGGAAAAUACGUUUGUAUGGUGAAGACAGAAGUGGAUAGCGUAGCAUCUGCAGCAGACCUUAUCGUACGAGGCUCUCCUGGGCCCCCUGAACACGUGAAAGUGGAUGAAAUAACUGAUACCACAGCUCAGAUCUCCUGGCAAGAAGGCACAGAUAAUCACAGCCCGGUAACCACUUACACCGUACAAGCAAGGACACCCUUUUCAGUUGGCUGGCAGCGAGUUACAACAGUUCCAGAUGUGAUCGAUGGAAAAACAUUCACAACCACAGUAGUGGAUUUAAAUCCUUGGGUUGAAUAUGAAUUUCGUGUAGUUGCCAGUAACAAAAUAGGAGGUGGAGAACCUAGUUUACCCUCAGAAAAAGUAAGAACUGAAGAGGCAGUUCCUGAAAUUCCCCCAUCUGAAGUCAGUGGGGGAGGAGGCAGCAGGUCUGAACUGGUCAUAACAUGGGAUCCCAUCCCUGAAGAAUUACAAAAUGGAGAAGGAUUUGGCUAUGUUGUUGCUUUCCGCCCCUUUGGCACCACAACAUGGAUACAGACCGUGGUCACCUCUCCUGACACACCAAGAUACGUCUUCAGGAAUGAAAGCAUCUUGCCCUUUUCACCAUAUGAAGUCAAAGUUGGCGUCUAUAACAAUAAAGGAGAAGGGCCGUUUAGUUCAGUAACCACAGUUUUUUCAGCUGAAGAAGAGCCUAGCAUAGCACCCUCUGGUGUAUCCGCAACGAGUCUGUCAUCCUCGGUCAUCGAGGUCUCCUGGACAGCCAUUCCCUGGAAGAUGAGUAGUGGAAGGUUACUGGGCUACGAGGUUAGGUACUGGAAUAAUGGUGAAAAAGAAGAAUCGUCAAACAGAGUAAAAGCUGCAGGGAAUGAGACAUCAGUAAGAAUAACAGGUUUGAAGAGCAACUUAGCAUACUACACAGCUGUCCGUGCUUAUAACAGUGCUGGAGCAGGUCCCUUUAGUGCCACGGUAAAUGCUACCACAAAAAAGACACCACCCAGUCAACCGCCGGGAAACGUUGUGUGGAAUGUCACCGACUCCAGAGUAAUCCUCAGCUGGGAGGAAGUAAGAGCUAUGGAGAAUGAGUCUGAGGUGACUGGAUAUAAGGUUUUGUACAGGACCAGCAGUCAGACCACUAUAAACGUGCUGAACACGGACAAGACAACCGCUGAGCUUCUGCUCCAGUUUAACGAAGAUUACAUUAUAGAAGUAAAAGCAACAACUGAAGGCGGAGAUGGCACUAGCAGCGAUCAGAUCCUGAUACCCAGACUAGCUAGUAUGGAUGCAAGAGGUUCUGGUCCAUCAGUCUUGAAUAUCUUCAGUGUAUCCAGCUUCUUACCAACAAUAUUUUCCUUGACUCUUAAUUCAGUGUUGUGAUGAUACAUUUUCAUUUGCUGGGGGAAAAAAAAGAAAAAAUCAGUUACUACAGAGAAGUGCUUUUUUUAAAAAAACUGCAGUGGUUAAUGCAUGUUUUUCUUCUCUCCUGACGUGUUUUUAAAUUCUUUAUAUUUCACUGUAGGUUGAAGUAAAAAUAUCAUGUAAAGUUUAGCAAAUCCUUUAAAAAGGAAUCUAAAAUGCCUUAAUACUUGAACCAAAGGAGUUUACAUAUUACGUACUUAAGAUAAAACGUAGAGAGAGGGAGAGCAAUGGCACUAUGAUCAUAGUUACGAGGAAGAGCUUAGCUCAGUGAGAAACUCCAUUUUUGCAGUGACACUGAAUUGUUUUGGGUAUGUUCUGCAUUGUUACAAUAACGUCAUUCGACAUAUGAAAGAAGAAAUCAGAGACAUAGCGUUUCAAUUGGAUGAUAACACGUCGACAGAGCAGCCGUUCUUAAGCCAGUGUGUCAUAAUCCAGUAGGUUUGGAUCAGUUUUCUUACUGCCCUUUAUACAAAUUACUCUAAAUCUAGCAAGGAAUCAAAGGCGGAAGGUAGAGAAAAGUCGCAGUAUGGACAUCAGUUUUGCACAGUCCACGUUGGGGUGUCCAAGGGGCAGGGCUUCCACUACUACUCUUUAAGAAAUGAUUUCACAGCCCUGUUUCAAAGGCGGCUGUCUGUUUUAUCGCAGUGUAUGUAAGUUUAUGUACCUUUUCAAAAGCCUAAUCUUCCUCUCUAGCAAUAGCUUUUGAAGUUAAUUUCCUUAUAGCUAUAGUUCUUAACGAGGUUCUUUAUCCAUAAUCAAAUUCUCUCAUGUUCAGGAUCAUUUUUACUGCCCUUUUCUGAACUCCGGUCAGUGUGUUUCACUAACAAACAAAAGUGCCCAGCUGUAAGCAUUACUGAAAUGCAGUUGCACCAUGGCCUUAUGAAAAGGGACUACUACCACCUCCCUCCCUUGUGAUGUGGUGCUUCCAAAUAUGCAACCCCAAAUUACCUUGCUCUUCUGUCCACUGCACUGCACUGUAAACUCAUCCUUAAUUCAGUGUUACAUUCAUAACUCUCCUUCCUUCUGCUCUUCAACCAAUUCAAAACUAUUUCACCUGCUCUUGCACUCUAAUGCACCCUAUUUCUGUCACAUGAUUCUGGUAAGUUUAUGGCAAUACUAUAGGUCAUAAUAAAAAAAUACACAAAGACACUUCAAGCUUGCUAUUAUAGAGAAAUCUACACUUUCUUUCAUAGCAAUAUAUUAAAGAUACAUUAAACCUGGUACGUUUGACUUCUAUAUUUGUGAAUUUAGUCAAAUCAGCCUUUUAGACACCUCUUAGAGAGCUGCCUAUAUACGCAGUAGAGCAAGUGUUCAUGUGACAUUAAAGCAUAUCCUUUUAAAGACUUUUUUUUUUUUCAGUCUCUCAGUAUUAUUACAAUACACAGAACUAUAAAGGGAGAGAACCAGGAUUAAUGAAAUUAUGAUAGCACUGUAGAAAAGAUACCUUGAUAUGCAUUCAAAUAGCAAAUUACCUUAUUAGUAUCACAUCCAGAUGAAAAUAUGUGCUAACUGUUGAAGUAAGCAAGAUCUGUAUAUACUGUACAUAUAUAGUUAUAAACGGCUAGUUGCUUUUCAAUGUGGCUAACCAGUGAUGUUUUCAGACACUUGCAAAUGGGGGGGGCAGGGAUGGAAAAACAGGUGUUACUAGUAAGUAUAUAGUUAUGUUUCAUGCAACAAAGGGUGACUCUUUCUAUUCUUGUUUCACAAAGUUCUAGUCCAUGUUCCUGUAUUGCCAUUUUCAUGUGAUUACAUUGUAUUAUUUAAUUUCUAGUUAUAUAUCUCCAUGAGAUAUGUACCGAGUACCUUGUUUCAUAUUGAAAAGUUUGAAAUUUAUCCUUAAACUUCCAGUUGUGUGUGUAUCCUAUGGUUAUCUGUAUGCAUUUUUUUCUAUUACUCUAAUAAAAUAUUUAUUACAUUGAGGGAUACAAGAA
This is a messenger RNA of Harpia harpyja (harpy eagle), 4916 nucleotides long. It is a transcript of the gene CNTN3, whose product is annotated as contactin 3. The coding region runs from base 160 to 2943 and encodes 927 amino acids. Lineage: Eukaryota; Metazoa; Chordata; Aves; Accipitriformes; Accipitridae. The record is from RefSeq and is a predicted model, not a curated record. Gene Ontology annotation, molecular function: cell-cell adhesion mediator activity. Gene Ontology annotation, biological process: cell-cell adhesion; brain development. The transcript is spliced from 21 exons.